AUGGAGAAUCCAGUCAAUGAAAUCGCCGGCGUUAUCAAGUCCCUCACCCAGGGCGCACCAGAUAUCCAAGAAUCUACCCUGAGAGAAUAUUUCCUACCCAAUGCCUCAUUCUCACACCCAUACUGUCGCGUUCCGUCCAUAUCCAAAGGGCAAAUUCCUCUGGCUAGCGGUCUUGAGUCUAUCCAAUUGAUCUUGGGCAUAUACCGGUGGUAUCGCACCUUGAGUCCGCAAAUUGACAUUAAAAUCGACUCAGCAGCAUUUGAUCAACAAAGUGGCCUUCUUUACGUCUCAAUACGCCAAACAUUCGCCAUCUGGUUCAUCCCUUUUUACAGGGCUCCCGUACGGCUUGUCUCAGUUCUGCAGCUCACGCAGCUAUCAUCCGAGUCAUCGUCGGAAGAUGAUGAGCUGAGCGAGAGCCAGAGCCUCAGCCCUCGGGGGCAGAGCCCAAAGUACUACAUUGCCAGCCAAGACGAUCUGUAUCCAGUAAACGACUGCAUCCAGUUUCUGUGUCCUGGUCUAGGUCCGUUCCUGUGGACUAUCUGGCAGCUUUACAGCACUUGUCUCUGUUUUGUGGGAUCUCUGCUGUUUUUGCCGCUCUACUUAUUUCUCAAUGGGACUUCGUCUAAGGCGAAGAAGAUGCCUAAGGUUUAA
Fusarium sp. VM40 is the source of this 651-nucleotide messenger RNA. The record is from the annotation of a GenBank genome assembly. NCBI's taxonomy places the organism in Eukaryota, Fungi, Ascomycota, Sordariomycetes, Hypocreales, Nectriaceae.